This is a messenger RNA of Ophidiomyces ophidiicola, 858 nucleotides long. RefSeq lists its product as uncharacterized. Lineage: Eukaryota; Fungi; Ascomycota; Eurotiomycetes; Onygenales; Onygenaceae. The transcript is spliced from 3 exons. Gene Ontology annotation, molecular function: protein binding. Bases 1 to 858 code for a protein of 285 amino acids. The record is from RefSeq and is a predicted model, not a curated record.
AUGUCCGCUCCCCGAGUUGAAAUCGGCGCAGAAGGUGACAAUGACGUACAGAUGACCGGCGCAAAUGAAGCACCAAUCGAAGCUCGAUCCAGCGAUGCUACUGAAGAAGCGGUUGAUCCUGCCCCUGCGGAAGACGGCGAAUCGACGGAAACGCCUGCAGAACCUAGUCAGGAACAUAAAUUUUUAAAUUACCUAAAGUCACCGAUUAUUGAGCUUGUCAUUGGUAGUGGCGAUGAGCGAACGGUUUUGACGGCUCAUCAGGCAAUCCUAACAACAAGUCCAUUCUUCGCGGCAGAAGUCUCGAAGUUGCCCGAAAACGGCCCUCGCCGCAUUAUCCUUGAGGACCAAUCUUUGGAUGCCAUGGCAUGCUUUCUCCAAUUUCAAUAUACUGGCGAAUACUUUCCCAAACGCCUCGGCUCUCCAGCGGAAGGUCUGGAAACGGAUCCUUCUAUUCCAGAAGUUGACGACUCUGGCGAGCAACUUCUCAAACAUGCACGAGUAUACACUUUGGCCGAGAAACUCGGCCUCGAAAGCCUCAAGCUUCUCGCACACGGGAAAAUCCACCGCAUCAACAGUACUGCAAAGGGCGAAAUUUCAUAUGCCAGAUACGUCUAUACUAAUACCGCUUCUAACGACACCACAAUUAGGAAGCCGGUUGCCGCAUUCUGGGCCACAAGGAGCCAUGUACUGCGCCACGAAGCAGAAGCGGACUUCAGAUCCUUGUGUCUCGAACACCCCCAAUUUGGUUUCGAUGUUUUGAGUCUUGUACUGGACCAGAAGGAAAAGCGUGCGCAUGAUCGUGAAAUGGAUAGCCCUGCCGUCAAGGGAAGUGCUAGGAAGAGAACACGGAUGGGCUAG